Lasiodiplodia theobromae is the source of this 2091-nucleotide messenger RNA. Its product is annotated as Ydr124wp-like protein. Gene Ontology annotation, molecular function: DNA-binding transcription factor activity. Gene Ontology annotation, cellular component: nucleus. The transcript has 5 exons. Bases 1 to 2091 code for a protein of 696 amino acids. The record is from RefSeq and is a predicted model, not a curated record. Lineage: Eukaryota; Fungi; Ascomycota; Dothideomycetes; Botryosphaeriales; Botryosphaeriaceae.
AUGGUCCAGUACCCGGCCGAGUGCAGGCUGGCGCCUGCCGGAAGCGCAAAAUGGCACCCGCAGCCCAGCUCCAAAACAAAGCUCGAUGCCACACCUCCAGCAGCAGCAGCGAGCAGGAUGAGCUCCCAGAGCGUUAGCUCUCAACAACCGCGAACGGCGCCCGCCCCAUCGCCGUCGCGCGCCCUCGCCCAGGCCCUCCGCCGCGACUGCAACAUCGCCGCCCACGCCUUUGUCGUCGUCGGUCUCGACGAGAGGGGCGAUGCCUUCGUGCUUCCCUCCGACAAGUUUGACUACGUCCGCCCGCAGCUGGCCCGCACGCCGCAGUGGCGCCAACUCGUCUCGCACGUCGACAGCCUGCCACCCCAGUUUGUCCGCGGCGGUCCCCAGGUCUAUGCUAGCGACGAGCCCGCAGCGUCGGAGUGGGUCGAUGCCGCAAGUCAAGUGACGACCGACUCUGACGAGAGCCGCCGUGCGAGUCUCUCGCAGCCCAAUCAGCGCGCGCGCAAUUCAGAAAAGUCAAAGGUCAAGAUCAAGAGCCCCGCCGCCGAGCCCGUCCGCCCACGCAAGCGCCAGCGCUCUACGUCACGCAACCAGAGUCUCGCCGAGGACGACGACGAUGAGAACGAGGACUGGUCCGACGCCGUCGGCGUCGACAUCGAGCCCGAGGAGCAGCAGGUAGUGCGCUUCCCCAUCGAGGACCGCGCCCAGGUGCUCGACAUCCUGGGCCGCCGCCUCGACCAGAUGCAGCAGCUUGCAUGCAAGGUCAUCCUCAAGGCAUGGAUCCGGGCCAUUGAGCCCAAGAAGCAGUCGAACUAUCCUUAUGUCGGUAGCGACAAGAAGAAGAAGCAGGAAGCCGAGAAGAGCACCCAGAAGAAGCGCUCCAAGCCGAAGGAUGGCCCGGACGCUCCCCCAUGGUGGCCGACGACUCACGAGGAUUGGUGGAGGUUGAUGCCGCAUCCCGAGUGUGGGACCAUGGAUGAGGUCCGUCACAAGGAGCCUGACCACCUUAGGAAACCUGAACGUCUUGUCCUCGGUGUCCACAUCCUGUUACACCAAGCCCAGAAAGAGGGCGGCAUUGACCUCUUGGUGCACUCCACCAAGGACUGUGUACUGCAGUUCGAUCAAGACAACCACAAUGGUGACGAUCGAAAGGGCAAACGCGACCUGUUCUUGAACGAUAUUUACCUGCUUGCACAGCACUGGUCCGACUACGUCACUGACGGCAUUGAUGGCGACACCAUGAUCGGCAUGAAGUGCUACCCCAAGCAUGCUCUCCAAAACAAGAAGGCCAGUAGCGGCUCCUCGCGCAAGCGUCAACGCCAGGAUUCGUCAGUCGAUACCCAGGAGGUUCAGGAAAUUCAAAAGUCGCAACAUGGUCAAGAGCAAGAAGACUUGGUCCAGUCAACAAGGGCGUUGGAACUGGAAAAUCAGAGUUGGGAUUACUCUCACCCCAACGGCCUUCCGGAUCCCUCGCCGCAGCAGGUGAACAACUUCUUCCCUUCGAACAAUAACGACUUCCGAAGCUACGUAGCGCCGGUCGGAAAGCCAUUCUCUGAUGCAAGCGAUCUGCAACCGGCGUACCAGCAAGCACCGAUGAUGCCUCCACAGAUGUACGACGACAGGUAUGGGUUUGAUGCGAAGCAACCUCCGAACUACGUGGACAACCCUACCUACCCGAUGAGUCGGGACCCAAGCUACGUCAGCCAGCCCUCGAAUUACGAUUGGCGGACAGUCCAAUCGAAUUCGUCCUUCUCUCCCUCAUCGACUGCCUCCCUGGCGCAAAGUUCGAACACCUCCUACGCCACUCCCUCCAAUACGAACUUCCCUGGUGCUGUCAAUUUUUCCUUUGGCAACAAUCCUCAACUCUCACCUCAACACAACUAUAGCCCCGGCUCUCAGGUAGGCAGCAUGUCGGCAGCAUCUCCGGCGAUGGGUCAAGCCAUGGCCGUUUCAGGACCCAUGUCCAUGAUGCCGGGGAUACGGAGCCAGUCGAGCACCUAUGACGAGCCGCCGUACAGCAACACCUUCCGCACUGGCUCACUAAGUCAUCCAAACAUACCGUACAACAUGAACAGCUCUUACCAUGGCUAG